Setaria italica (foxtail millet) is the source of this 1563-nucleotide messenger RNA. RefSeq names its product probable isoaspartyl peptidase/L-asparaginase 3. The coding region runs from base 156 to 1307 and encodes 383 amino acids. The record is from RefSeq and is a predicted model, not a curated record. Lineage: Eukaryota; Viridiplantae; Streptophyta; Magnoliopsida; Poales; Poaceae. The transcript has 7 exons. Gene Ontology annotation, biological process: protein deglycosylation. Gene Ontology annotation, molecular function: N4-(beta-N-acetylglucosaminyl)-L-asparaginase activity.
UCUCACCGACAGGUGGGACCCAUAAGGAAGUAGCCAGCUGCCAGCCCACUGACAUGCGGGACUGGUCGCCACCGAAGCGCCUGUUUGGGCGUAUCGCGGAUUCGCGGUGAUCUGACCAAGGCCAGUCCGGCACCCGCCAGUCCGCCACUGUAUCCAUGGAUUCCAUGGGGCGGAGCUCCGUGCGGCUUCUCGUGGCCGUGGGGCUCCUGCUGCUACGGUUCAAUUGGUGCUUGGCGGUGGAUGGCGGAGGCGUGGCGGAAGUGGGCGGAGCGUUUCCGAUGGUGGUGAGCACCUGGCCGUUCCGGGAGGCGGUCAGGGCGGCGUGGGAGGUGGUCUCAGCCAGUGACGGAGGGGGUUCGGCCGUGGAUGCUGUCGUCGCUGGCUGCUCCGCCUGCGAGGUCCUCCGCUGCGAUGGCACAGUUGGUCCAGGUGGAAGCCCAGAUGAGAAUGGUGAAACUACAUUAGAUGCUCUUAUUAUGAAUGGGGCGACAAUGGAAAUUGGAGCUGUGGCUGCCAUGAGAUAUGUUAAGGAUGGAAUUAAGGCAGCAAAGUUGGUCAUGGACCACAGCUUGCAUACUCUGCUGGUUGGAGAGAAGGCAACAGACUUUGCAAUUUCAAUGGGCCUUCCAGGACCAAUUAAUCUCAGUUCUCCAGAGUCUCUUGAGAAAUGGGCAAACUGGAGACAGAACCACUGCCAACCUAACUUCUGGAAAAAUGUUGCUCCUGCUGGUAGCUGUGGCCCUUACCGUCCUAUCAAUUUAGCUCAAGCAUUGGACUCUGUAAAGCAUGAGGUAGAAGGAAGUCAAGGAGGCGUUUGCCAGGAUUGGUUCCAAAGUGAUAAUUUACUGGAGCCAAUAAACUCCCAUCUGAAGUUUAUUGAUCGCCACAACCAUGACACUAUCUCUAUGGCUGUGAUUGACAAGAUGGGUCACAUAGCUGUCGGGACAUCAACCAAUGGUGCUACAUUUAAAAUUCCAGGAAGGGUAGGUGAUGGACCAAUACCAGGAUCUUCUUCAUAUGGUGAUGAUGAGGUCGGAGCUUGUGGAGCAUCUGGCGAUGGUGAUAUUAUGAUGCGCUUCCUUCCAUGCUAUCAAGUAGUCGAGAGCAUGAGACGAGGGAUGGAACCCCAGGAUGCUGCAAGGGAUGCUAUAUCAAGAAUUGCCCGCAAAUACCCGGAUUUCGUUGGUGCUGUUUUUGCGGUCAACAGGAAAGGAGUCCAUGCUGGGGCAUGCCACGGAUGGACAUUCCAGUACUCCGUAAUGAAUUCCAGCAUGCAUGAUGUGGAGGUAAUUACAGUAUAUCCUUAGCAAUGGCAGUUCAUGGAAGACAAAGGUUUGCUUCAUCAGCAAGUAGGGUAUUUCAAUGGUGGUGAUGGACGUUAUUUUCUUCAUUAACGCUCACCGCUGAUGUAGCAAUGUCCUGUGUGGAUUGUUCCGACAAUUUUCUUAAGCCGAUUGUUCUUAAACUGGGACCUUAUUAUACGUAGUUGACCCUAGUCGUGUUUUAAAAGCUGUUAAAGGCUUCCAAACACCUCUCCCAUUGAAUAUGGCCUGUUUCAGAGUU